Leptopilina heterotoma is the source of this 4585-nucleotide messenger RNA. Its product is annotated as ATP-binding cassette subfamily C member 4-like. Lineage: Eukaryota; Metazoa; Arthropoda; Insecta; Hymenoptera; Figitidae. Gene Ontology annotation, biological process: transmembrane transport. Gene Ontology annotation, cellular component: membrane. The coding region runs from base 150 to 3968 and encodes 1272 amino acids. The record is from RefSeq and is a predicted model, not a curated record. The transcript has 11 exons. Gene Ontology annotation, molecular function: ATP binding; ABC-type transporter activity; ATP hydrolysis activity.
CGAUAAAAUAAUAGGGACUUACAAUAAUCAUAAGUUAAAAUGACCAGGAGUAUAAAAAAUUAGAGAAUAAACAAACCAUCACAUGAUUUCAAGGAGAAAUUUUCGAAAAAGUGUUUAUAAAUAAACAUCAAAACAACACUUUUGUGAGCAUGGACUGUAAAAAAAAUCAAGAACAAGAAAAAAAUCCUUUGGAAAAUGGAAAUAUUUUCGUAUUUUUGUCCUUUUCAUGGUUGUUCAAGAUAUUUCGAAGGGGUUAUAAAAAAGAAUUAGAAUUGAACGACAUCUACAAUUGCUUAGAAGAGGAUAAUAGUGAAACUUUAGGAAAUUUAAUAUACAAACUUUGGCAAAUAGAGAAUGAAAAAAAUAAUAAUUUAAAUAAUAAACGUAAAUGCAGUUUAAUAAAAGUUCUCGCAAAAUGUUUUUGGAAGAGAAUAGUCUUGAUUGGUAUGUGGCAAGCAUUUGAUGGUCUUGUUCUCAGAAUUCUUCAGGUGCUAUUAUUUGCUAAGGUAUUAAAUUACUUUAAUAGCAAAAGUCAUGUAUCGAUAACGGAAGCUCUCUGUUGGGCUUCCGGCUUUGCUUUGACAUUAAUAGUGUGUGUAAUGGUCUAUCAACUUGCAAUACAAGCAACGACACGCGUGGAAUUAAAAUUAAGAGUGUCGUGUUCAUCUCUUGUUUAUAGAAAAUGUUUAAAAUUAUCUAAAGCUUACACGGAAAAUCAAGAAACAACAGUAGGUCAGAUAAUCAACAUUUUUAGCAAUGAUAUCAAUAACUUUGAAGCUGGCUUAUUUGGCUUUCAUUAUAUAUGGAUUGCACCAUUACAAUUAAUAAUAAUAACAAUCAUCAUUUAUCGAGAGGUGUGCUUUUACAGUUUUUUAGGAACAUUUAUUAUUUUUUCACUCAUACCCCUACAAGCUUACAUUGGAAAAACGAUAAAAAUUUUGACAAAUAAAGUUUCAUUAAGAACCGACAAGAGACUUUCGUUAUUGGAUGAAAUAAUUGGUGGGGUGAAAGUAAUUAAAAUGUAUGCCUGGGAGAAACCAUUUUCGCGACUUGUGGAUAAAGCCAGAAAAAAGGAAGUUAGCGUUACUAGGAGAAUAGCGUUUUGCAAUGCAUUCAUGAUGGCUUGGGAUAAUUGUGUCUCUCAAUUUUGUGUUUUUAUUAUUAUCAUUUUUUACGUUUCAUUUGAAAAUAAAAUUGUGGCAGAGCAAAUUUAUACGAUAAUAGCAUUUUAUAACAUUAUUCGGACAUCUGUAUUCGUCCUUAUGUCUCAUGGUGUGCAGCGCUUCGCAAAAAAUUUAGUAACAAUUAAUCGUAUCGAAGAAUUUAUGCGUCGCGAGGAAGUAAAUCAAAUAAUAGAAACAAGUAUCGAGAAACAAACACAUGACAAUAUUGCAGUAAAAAUAGAUAAAGCAUCAGCAAAAUGGUCUCAACAAACAAAGAGGGAUACACUACAUAAUGUUAAUUUUAUCGCCGAACGAGGAACACUUUCCGCAAUUAUAGGACAAGUUGGCUCUGGAAAAAGUAGUUUACUUCAUCUUAUUGUUAAAGAACUGCCCCUCACAAGUGGUACUAUUCAAAAUUCUGGAAAAAUUGUCUACGUCAGCCAAGAGCCCUGGAUAUUUGCAUCGUCCAUAAGACAGAAUAUCAUUUUUGGAUUGUCAAUGGAUCGACAACGAUAUCGUCAAGUAAUUCGUGUUUGUCAAUUAGAGGAAGACUUUGCCAAAUUACCGUUUGGUGAUAAGACGUUUAUCGGUGAAAAGGGAACCACAUUGAGUGGAGGACAAAAGGCGAGAAUUAAUUUAGCACGAGCAAUUUAUGUUGAUGCUGAUAUUUAUCUCUUUGAUGAUCCAUUAUCAGCUGUUGAUUCUCGAGUCGGUAAAAGAAUAUUUGAAAAUUGUAUUUGUGAAUUCUUGAAGAAUAAGACUCGAAUCUUGGUGACGCAUCAGUUACAAUAUCUAAAAGACGUUAAUCGGAUAUUUGUUCUGAAUAACGGUAUGCUUGAGAUGAGUGGAACAUUUAAUGAUUUACAGACAUCGAAUUUGGAUUUAUUAAAUAUACUGCCGCUUAAAAGUGACAAUGAUGUGAAACAGGAGAUUAUCGAGAAAGAAGAAUCUCAUUUACUGUCGUGGAAAGAUUCCGUGGAAGAUUUACAGGAAGAAAUGCCGGAACAUCGAAUUGUUGGUAAAACGUCCGGAAAAGUUUAUCUUCACUAUUUUAAAUCUAUUGGAAGUGUUUGGAUUAUACUUCUAGCUGUAUUUCUUGGCAUCUUUUGCCAAGUCACGUCUACUUAUGGCGAUGUCUUUCUCGCGAAUUGGAUUAAUCGCGAAGAUCAUCGAACAAGCAAUACUAAUUUCUCAUCGAAUAAUGAUAAUGCCUCGAGUUUGCAAAUGUAUGGUCUACUGAUAAUUGCGUCAAUGGUACUGACUAAUGCAUUUUUCCUCACAUUAUGCGAAAUGUGCAUGAGAUCAUCAGCGAAUUUGCAUUCAUCCAUGUUUUACAGUCUCAUGCGUACGACAAUGUCUUUCUUUCAAGAAAAUCCAUCUGGAAGGAUUUUAAAUCGGUUCUCGAAGGACAUUAGAGCUGUUGACAAAGAAAUAUUACAAGUUCUACAGGAUGUAUGUCAGAGUAUUUUACUUCUAGUGGCAAUUGUACUUAUCACAAGUAUUAUAAAUCCAUGGCUACUGGUACCCACAUCAGUAGUUGCUGUUAUUUUUUAUUUUCUAAGAAUAAUUUACAUAAGAACGAAUCGCAACCUAAAACGUUUAGAAGCUAUAAAUCGAUCUCCAAUUUACAAUCACAUUAGCGCAACACUAAAAGGCCUGAUAACAAUAAGAGCAUUCCGAGCCGAACAAAAGCUUCUGAGUGAAUUCGAAAACUAUCAAAAUCUUCAUACAUCACCGUGGUAUCUUUUCUACUCUAGUAUAACCUGUCUCACUAUUUACCUACAAUUCAUUUGCUCGAUCUACAUAAUUAUCAUUGUCUUCGCGUUUAUCACCGUCAAGGAAAAUGUACCCGUGGGAAAUGCAGGACUGGUAAUCACCCAAUGUGUCUUGCUUGCCAGUAUGCUUCAGUGGGGAUUUAAGCAAACAACAGAAAUAGAAAACCUAAUGACGUCAGUCGAAAGAAUAAUGGAAUACUGUGAUUUGGAACAAGAAGCUGCACUGGAAACAAAACCAGAGAAUAAACCACCUGUCGAUUGGCCAAAAGAGGGAAGUGUCGAAUUUAGGAAUGUUUCAUUAAGUUAUCAUUCAUCAGGAGCACCAGUUUUGAGGAACAUUAAUUUUUUCGUCGCACCGAGGGAAAAAAUUGGUAUUGUAGGUAGAACCGGAGCGGGAAAAAGUUCUCUAACAAGUGCACUUUUUCGAUUAUCGUAUUUAACAGGAGAAAUAUAUAUCGAUGGGGUCGGUAUCAGUACUCUUGGUCUUCAUGACACUAGAUCGAACAUUAGCAUUAUUCCCCAAGAGCCAUUACUUUUUACCGGUACUCUUAGAAGUAAUUUAGAUCCAUUUGAGAAUUAUUCUGAUGACGAACUGUGGCAGGCUUUGGAUGAAGUUGAACUUAAGAAAUUCAUCAAGAGUUCGAGUGCUGGUCUCGAUGCAAGGGUUUCUGAUGGUGGUGCUAAUUACAGUAUUGGUCAAAGACAACUUCUUUGUUUGGCACGUGCAAUUGUACGGAAAAAGAAAAUUCUUAUUCUUGAUGAAGCUACUGCUAAUGUGGACUUUCAGACUGAUGAACUCAUUCAAAAAACCAUUAAGAGGCGAUUUAAGGAUUGCACUGUGUUCAUUAUUGCCCAUAGAUUAAAUACCGUCAUGGACUGUGAUAAAUUCAUUGUUAUGGAUUCUGGACUUAUGGUCGAAUUUGGUCGUCCUGGUGAACUUUUAGAGAAAAAGGGAUACUUGUACAAAAUGGUACAACAGACUGGAACUGAUAUGGCUCGAGUUCUUACGCAAAUGACCAAAAAAGUAUAAUUAAUAAUAAUCGGAUAGGUAUAGAAUACUUCAUAUUUUCAAGUAUGGAAUAUUUCACUCCAAAAGAUUUCUGAAUAUGGGUGGAAAAAUUAAAAUAGUUUUCUGGAAGGAAAGCCAGUUUCUAUCGAGUGCAAAAAAUUGCUUGUGCGUUGGGUAGAGAGCUAAACAAAAAAUACAAACGCUGUUACAUUCACAAAAUCCAUCCAAACAGAUGUAAAUUUAUUAAGGAGAUAGGGGCAGUCAUCGGUAUAAAAGAAUGAAAAUUUCAAGCAUUUUUUUAAUGUAUAAAAAAACAUUAACACAAAUGUCCAAAAUCUGCUGCUACAUGCCCUGAUUAAGAAUCAGAGAGCCCUCUAGUAAGUAUAAAAUACCUCGAAAACUAUUAAUUGCAUUUUCUUAAAAUUUUCAGGGCAUACUUUCGAGAUGCACUACUUUCAGAAAAUGCGCCAAAAAAAUAGAUUCUUUGAAAAUCCGGUCUGUCCCUAACUCCUUAAUUUCAUAUAAGUAAUAAGUCUAUAAUUAUAGUGUUUUUUCAAAAUAUUUUUUACUAAAGUCAUGAAAUGUUGUAAAACUUUAAAUUUAAUAAACGAUUUCAAAUAAAAAAUAAAUUCAGUUAA